Messenger RNA from Mycena citricolor, 4365 nucleotides. Lineage: Eukaryota; Fungi; Basidiomycota; Agaricomycetes; Agaricales; Mycenaceae. The record is from the annotation of a GenBank genome assembly.
GUUCUCGCUCCUCACAGUCGCGUCGGAUCGCGCCGUGGCAACUUGCCAUCAUAUUUUAUCAACGACGAACUCGCCAUGCUGGAAAACACGCUUCGAUUUCUAACAGCUGUGGUCAAGCCCAAACCUACCUUCACAAUCCCACCCUCAGACCCCGACCCGGUUCAUAACUUCUCUAUGAGAGAUCGAAACUCCUCUAAGAACCUAUCUUCAUAUCCCAGUGGAAACUCCAUCACCUCUUGGUCUUCCUCGCAGCGUCAACCUCAGGCGACAAGCACUCCUCACCGUCCGAAUAACUCGUGCCACUGUGCAUGCCACUCCAAAAGCCGAUCAGCCUCGCAGCCCUCUACAAGUACAGACCCGCUCAAUCUCCCUUGCUCACGAUCGAACCAACGUUUGCUGAAGCCAUCUCCCCAUAGAAGGGAACCUAGCUUUCGCGACACGCCGGCGCAGUCCUUGUCUACCGUCAAGAUUCAGCCGUUGGCAACUCUGGUUGGAAGGUCAUCCCGAUCGAAAGAGGUGAAACUAAUGUCAUUCAAUCUCGUUGCGUGCGUGACGCAAAUUUGCAGAAACAAGCCAUCCCAGUUCUCGUUUCCGAGAUGGGAGAGCUUCCCAGCAAAUCCCGGACUACAGCGAGAAAUGUUACAGUCGAUGAGUCUUCAAAAAUGGUGCGACUUCUCACAUCUGUUCCUGUUCAAGCAUCAUGGAUAUCCCCGAGAAGUCGGAAUUUCACUCUUUGCGACCUUUGAAGCGGACCAGGACGAAGCCCAAGCGGUCUUCUAAGACCCGAAUUCCCUCUUUACGAUCUGAGAGUGUUAAACACUCCAAAUUUUCACUCGGGGUAAAAAUAGUGCACCGAUCAAGCACCUGGACCGGGCAGAAAAAGAAGUCGAACACGUCUGCUGCGGCUGCCCGUUCGAGCUUUCUAUCCCUGAAAGACAAAACCAGCUCGAUCAGAAUUGUGCGCAAGCGUGACGGCACGACAAUUUUUGUCAAUCGAUUUGGAUGGCCUUCCAAGUCAGCUAAAGAAAGAACGGCUCCUACCCGGAAACCCGUUCCCGCAGAUAGUAAUCAACAUGACAGCGCCGGCUCAACUGCGGUCACGCAAACGCGGAAUCAUCGACCUCGCUCACGACCUUCAUUUGAAACGGGAUUAUCUCCAAUCAUCGAGGAUCUGCCUUCUUUUCCAAGCUUGGAUGACGUCGACUCACAAGUUGAUCCGUUCAUGGUGGAUUCCAACGAGGACGGCGAGGCACGCCCUUCCACAUCUGGUGAUCUCAAAUCUGAUAAAGUUUCAGAACUCGGACCAGCGGCACGAUGAUGAUUCCAGAAACUUGGAACACAUGAAUCUGAGUGGGUCGUUUGUGCUUCAGACGGCCUCGUUUCGUAAUCUACGAGACGGAUCAUCGUGCGCCAGUGGAGAUGAGCCCGAGUUUCUUCCAGCCCUCGUUCUGACCUUUCCCACGCCUGAGCCUCCAAGAUCACCUGUGUUACCUACUCCGCUAAACGCUGAAGAGGCUCUGGCUACUUCCAUCAACAUGACCUUGUGUAUACCCAGUCUCCCUCGCUGCGCCCACUGUGGAUUUGGCUUUGGGCUGGACAUUCAAGAUCUGGAGCUGCCCCUAAGCACGAAGCCUUGUCGCCACUGCGAAGCCCAAUGGUCGGCCUGCAAGAGAUGGUCUCAAGGCAGCACUCACCGCGCAAGACUGGAAGACACGUUGAAUGUUCUAGCGCUUCCUGAGCAACAGGUCGGCGAGCUCGGUCAAUGGAAUAGGAUCCGUCCUGUUGGCCACCGCAGUGAAGAAGUCUAUGCAAGCUUUUCCAACGUCUUCAUCCGAGACAGAUCACCACGCACCGUAUGGAAGAAGGUCGCGCGAUUCUUUUCCAGCAAGAGGUCUGAUUUGAGUUGAAUGAAAAGCAAGCAGGAAGGGUACACAUUUCAGUUCCCGUGUUGCAUACUAUAGCAGAUUCUACUUUUGUUUCAUCAAUGUCGUGUCACAAUAUAUUUAUAGAUCCCAUCAGUGGGUCUGGGGAAGCUUCAGGGACCACGCUCCUUUCCCGUCGUUUUCCUCGACUUCCGCAGCAAUCUGCACAACGCCGUGUGUUGCAGCUGCAGCACAAGACCAAGAGGACAGAGUGUUUGAAGAGCGCCGGCGGCUCGGGAUUACGCCAUCCGACUCAUUCCGCAAUGCACAAGUCGAUCCAUUCUUCUGGGUCUACCCAAACCACCGGUUCUGCUCCUCAGUAUAAAUGCACCUUGGCCUUAAUCAUUCACGGUCCCCAUCCACGCACAUGGCCACCAACAUGACUGAUACCGAAGGCCAGCACCGUCUACCGCUACCACGCUCGGAAACACGCUCGGAAACCCAGCCCUCGGCCCUGUCUGUUUCAACAUCGAUGACCAAGCCCCCGUUUCACGCUCGCCUCAAGCGCGUAGGGUCGACAGUCGCACUCCAUGCGAGGAAGCAUGCGGGCGUCGGCGUCAUCUGCGCGGUCGCGUACUUCGAUCCUGGCAACUGGGGAGUAGAUUUACAGGCGGGCUCGGAACUAGGAUUCAAGCUGUUGACUGUUGUUCUGUUCGCGGGGUUGUUUGCGGCAUUUUUACAAGUUCUAGCGACCCGUCUUGGAUGCGUCACUGGACUAGACUUGGCUUCCCAUUGCCGAGUGCUGUUGUAUAAUCGCCCAAAACACACACGACUGUACAGGUGGCUGGGACUUUACCCGUUGUAUCUGCUCUCCGAAAUCGCCAUCAUAUCGACGGAUCUCGCGGAACUGCUUGGGUCUGCCAUCGCCUUAUGUCUACUGUUCCCCCGAUUGCAGCUGUGGCACGCCGUUUUGAUUACCGCCUUCGAUGUAGUUUUGUUACUUGCUUUGCGAGAUCCUCUACGUUCCAGUCCAGUGAAGAUGUUCGAGUACUUGAUUGCAGCUAUGGUUCUUGCGGUGAUGGUCUGUCUUGUUAUUAUCAUCGUCAAAGUCGAUGUAGAUUGGGACGACGCAUUUCUGGGAUUUGUUCCCUCGAAAUACCUGUUCACGUCAAAUGGUCUAUACUUGGCUGUCGGUAUUCUCGGUGCCACAGUCAUGCCCCACAGUCUGUUUCUUGGCUCUGCCCUCGCAGUACAAGACAGAGUCGGAACUCCGCUGGAGAUGCGCGAAGAGCCCCCGCCAUUUAAUCUGUGGCUGAAAAUAAAAUUACUGUUCCGUACCCCUCCUGCAUCGACAUUGGCCAAGCCUCAGCACGAGAAUAACACCUUGACUUUUGUUCGAAAUCAUCUAGCGCAUCAAACGUUCGACGUCGUUGGCAGCUUACUCGGUUUCGCUGUCCUCAUCAACUCGAUGAUACUGAUACUGGCCGCGACGAUGUUCUAUUACGGCGGCGCUCAAUCGAGCAACUCUGCUAGUCUGUUCGACGCGUAUGAUCUCAUAAGUCGUGUCGUUGGCAAACCUGCUGCGACCUUAUUUGCUAUCUCCCUCCUGGCUGCUGGUCAGAGUUCCUCUAUCAUAGCCACAGUUGCUGGUCAAGUCGUGUCCGAAGGAUUCCUCCAGUGGCGUGUAUCGCCUGUAGUCCGUCGUCUGCUGACUCGGCUUAUCGCUGUCGUUCCUGCUACCGUCGUGGCGGUUGUUGUUGGCCGCCCCGGCGUAGACACGCUGCUCGUCGCAUCGCAAGUGAUCCUCGCCAUCGUUCUGCCAUUCAUCACUUUCCCCCUCAUAUUUUUGACAUCAUCCAAGUCGACGAUGCUCGUUCGGAGGGAGCACAGCGAUCCCACGCAAACGGCUGUCGACUACAGCAACAACUUGCCUGUGACGCUACUUGGCUGGACGAUUUGGUUGAUCAUAGUGGCUGCUAAUGUCUAUGUUAUCGUGACACUUUUCAUAGCGCCUUGAGCUUUGGACGUUGCCGGUGCGAUAUGUAUUCUAGAUCCCCAUGUAGCUUAUUCUUAUAUUGUAACUCUGCCAAAGAAUUGCUAUUCAAUAGUCUAUGAUCGGAAUCCCAGGAGCAGACCGCGAGCUCAGAGUGACUUUCAUUAUGCGAGUCACCUUUUUGUUGGCCUGGUUUUGACUGCUGGUCUUGACAUUGCCAGUAGUUCGCUUGAUAGAGUCCAUCACAUAGCGGAAGUUCUUUACGACAUCCUCGACCGGAAAAUCGAUCUUGGCAAUGGGCAUCCGGAUGUUACCAGUACGAUCUGACUUCCAUUCCGAACUGCUCUUCACGCGCUUGAUGUAGCCAGCGACAUCGUCCGUGACCGUACCCCUACGCUCCGCCGGCAUCAGACCAAGGGGGCCGAGAAAUCGACCUAGACGCGGUGUGAUAGCGCGAAUGAGCCCAGGCGUGGACAGAAUGGUGUUCGCCCUGGUACGUCCCUCAAGAAU